AUGGCGACUGGAGGGCAAGAUGCCAAGUUCUUUGCUCGUGGAAAGAUCCAGGAGUUCCGCAAUGAGCUCAAGGAGGCCGAGGCAAAGGAUAAGAAAUUCGUCAAACGAAAGGUCAUUCUCAAGAAGAUAGUAGCCAAUAUUACUAUGGGCAAUGACAUGUCGGCCUUGUUCCCGGAUGUGGUGCAGUGUAUGAGCAUUCAGGUCUUGGAAAUCAAAAAGAUGGUGUAUCUUUACCUUGUUAGCUACGGAAAAGGGAAGCCGGACCAGAUCAACUUUGCCGUUCAACAUUUCCUCCAGGACUGCGCCGACCGAAAUCCUCUCAUUCGAGCUCUUGCUAUCCGAACAAUGUCCUAUAUUCCACUUCCCAUCGUUACCACCAACCUGAUUGACCCCCUACGACACUGUUUAAAAGACCAAGAUCCUUAUGUCCGGAAAACCGCCGCGAUCUGCGUAGCUAAACUCUACGCACAUGAUCCUAAGCUCGUGGAUAAGCAUAACUUCCUGGCCAUGCUCCGAGACCUGCUCAAGGACGCGAACCCGACUGUUGUGGCCAACGCAGUAGCCGCUCUGACUGAAAUCAGCGAGAGGAGCGACGACAUCUCAUUAAAGCUCAGCAUUGAGGUUGCAAACAAGCUGAUAGCCGCUCUGAACGAGUGUUCUGAAUGGGGGCAGAUAUAUAUUCUCGAUUGUUUGCUUUCCUUUGUCCCUCAGACUACAACUGAUGCAGAGGUGCUUGCUGAAAAGAUAUCCAUGCGACUUCAGCAUGCAAACUCUGCGGUCGUUUUAACAACUAUCAAAAUAUUGCUCUAUUUAAUGAAUUACAUGGACAACCGGGAUGCAAUCAACCAUCUAUGCAAGAAGAUGGGACCACCAUUAGUCACAUUACUAUCCGCUGGGCCAGAAGUUCAAUACGUCGCCCUUAGAAACAUCUUGUUGAUAAUUCAGCGGAGGCCUGCUGUACUGAAGAACGAUGUCAAAGUAUUCUUCUGCAAAUACAACGACCCUAUCUAUGUCAAGCUAGCCAAGUUGGAGAUUAUGUACCGUCUUGCCAGGGAGGAGAAUGCCAAGGCUGUUUUGCUCGAACUCCAAGAAUACGCCUCAGAAGUUGACAUUGAUUUUGUACGCAAAGCGGUACGCACCAUGGGGAGACUGGCUAUCAAGGUGGCUCCUGCAGCGGACCAGUGUAUAGACUCGCUGUUAUCCCUCCUAGAAACCAAAGUCACCUACGUUGUUCAGGAAGCCGUUGUUGUGAUAAAGGAUAUUUUCCGCCGAUAUCCUAGCAAGUACGAGGGUAUUAUUCCAACACUAUGCGAAAACAUCGACGCGUUGGACGAGCCAGAUGCACGUGCAGCGAUGGUUUGGAUUAUUGGACAGUAUGCGGAAAGGAUUGACAAUGUUGAAGACCUCAUAGAGGAUCUUACGCUCAACUUUUUAUCCGAGUCUGCCGAAGUUCAAUUGGCCUUGCUCACAGCGGUCGUCAAGUUCUUCAUCAAGAAACCUGAAAAGGGCAAAGAACUAGUUCCCAAAGUCUUGAAAUGGGCAACGGAGGAAGUCGACAACCCGGAUCUCCGAGACCGAGGGUACAUGUAUUGGCGACUACUGUCUACGGACGCAACUGCGGCCAAGGAGGUCGUAUUGGCCGAGAAACCGCCGAUUUCUACAGAUACGGAUCGAAUGGAGCGAGGUGCUUUGGAUCAAUUACUUCUGCAUGCUGGAACUCUUGGUUCCAUCUACCACAAGAAUCCAGAGGCAAGUACCUUUAUCCGGACGUCCAAAGGCAAGUGGCUCACGGAUAGUCCUGCCCUCAACCAAGCCUCCCGUGCCGCUUUGGUGCACCGGCCGGAAGAUAUGCCACUGCUGCCGGCAUUGCCCAAGACCACUAUUAUGCGUGAUCGUCCUCCAGAACCUGGUGAAGAAGUUCCAGGCCUCCAAAACCGAUACACCGAAGAAAAUAACUCCAGGGCGGAUGCAAGCUCGCUGCUCAUUGGUGCAGGUGACGACGACGAACUUGAUAACGGCAACGAUGACGACGCCGAUGAUGAUGAGCGUCUGCCGGUUGGGGGAAUAGGAGGAGGAAACCGUUCUGUCACAGAUCUCAACGACCCCUACGCCGGUCUUGGGGGUGCGUUCGCCUCAGAUGGUGCAGGGUCUAGUUCUCGAGGAGGGAGACAGCAAGAAGAUCUAUUGCUGUGA
Messenger RNA from Rhizoctonia solani, 2193 nucleotides. RefSeq names its product adaptor protein complex AP-1 protein. The transcript has 9 exons. Gene Ontology annotation, biological process: intracellular protein transport; vesicle-mediated transport. Gene Ontology annotation, cellular component: membrane coat. Gene Ontology annotation, molecular function: clathrin binding. NCBI's taxonomy places the organism in Eukaryota, Fungi, Basidiomycota, Agaricomycetes, Cantharellales, Ceratobasidiaceae. Bases 1 to 2193 code for a protein of 730 amino acids. The record is from RefSeq and is a predicted model, not a curated record.